Messenger RNA from Papaver somniferum (opium poppy), 1922 nucleotides. Its product is annotated as polyadenylate-binding protein RBP45-like. The transcript has 7 exons. Lineage: Eukaryota; Viridiplantae; Streptophyta; Magnoliopsida; Ranunculales; Papaveraceae. The record is from RefSeq and is a predicted model, not a curated record. Bases 254 to 1540 code for a protein of 428 amino acids. Gene Ontology annotation, cellular component: cytosol. Gene Ontology annotation, molecular function: mRNA binding.
CUCUUUCCUUCUCUCUCUAUUUUACUUGUUCGUGUUUCCUUCGAGGGUUAGGGUUUUUUUCCCGAUCCCCAUCUAUAUCUCUUUCUCCUUCUUAUUACCGCCUUUAAAAUCUUCCUAGGUCUUCGAAAGAGAAAAUCACGAAAAUCACUCCUGUCGGAUUCAACAAAUCCGUCUCUUAAACCCUGAAUCUAGGGUUUUUAUCUCUAUAUCAAUCUAGGGUUAGUGUUUUUUUUUUUAGUUUUUUCUUAGAAAGAUGCAACCAGCAACAGGAGCCGCUCAUCCUCCUAUGGCAGCAGCACCAGCUAUGGAUCCACAGCAACAACAACAACAGUGGGCUAUGAUGAUGCCUGCUUAUCAGAAUCAAGUACCACCACCUACUUGGAACCAACAACCACCACCACCUCAAGGUGCUGCUCCUUAUAUGAUGCAACAUCAACAGCCACCACAGCAACAGGCGUAUGCAUCUGGUGCUUCGCAGCCUCAAAGUGCUGAUGAAGUUCGUACUCUUUGGAUUGGGGAUUUACAACAGUGGAUGGAAGAGACUUAUAUUCAUGGUUGCUUCGCUCACACUGGCGAGGUUCUGAAUGUGAAAGUUAUCCGCAACAAGGCUACAGGUCAAUCUGAGAGUUACGGGUUCAUUGAAUUUAAUAGUCAUGCUGCAGCAGAAAGAGUCUUACAGACAUACAAUGGUCAAUUGAUGCCCAAUGUUGAGCAGAACUUCAGGUUGAACUGGGCGUCUUUUGGCUCUGGAGACAAGCGUCAGGAUGACAGUGCUGACUUCACAGUAUUCGUUGGAGAUUUGGCUGCUGAUGUUACAGAUUAUGCGUUGCAAGAGACAUUUAAGGCUCACUAUACCUCUGUUAAGGGUGCAAAAGUUGUUACUGAUAGAACCACUGGACGUUCUAAGGGAUAUGGGUUUGUUAGAUUUGCUGAUGAAGGCGAACAGUUGAGGGCAAUGACUGAAAUGAAUGGUCAAUUUUGUUCAACACGACCCAUGCGUAUUGGGCCUGCUAGUAACAAAAAAACUGUUGGUCUCGGUCAACAACAACAUCCAAAAGCCACUUACCAGAGUACUCCUGGGGGAACUCAGAAUGAGAGUGAUCCAAAUAAUACAACUAUAUUUGUUGGUGGUUUGGACUCUAAUGUCACCGAGGAAAACUUGAGACAAGUUUUUAGCCAAUUUGGAGAGUUAUCCCAUGUGAAAAUACCUGUAGGAAAACGCUGUGGGUUUGUUCAGUUUGAUAAUAGGACUUGUGCAGAGGAGGCUUUGCUGAUGUUGAAUGGAAGUCAAUUGGGUGGUUCAAACAUCCGACUUUCAUGGGGACGCAGUCCUUCAAAUAAACAGGAUCAAUCCGGUGGUAUGGUUCAGCAGCAUGCAGAUCCAAACCAGUGGCCUGCUGCAGCUGGUAAUAUGUACGGAUACAAUGGAGGUUAUGAAGCCUAUGGAUAUGUUUCAGCUGCUCAAGAUCCUAACAUGUAUUCUUACCAAGGCUAUGGUGGUCCUGGAUAUGGUAACUACCAACAGCACCAACAGCAGUGAUCUGAUCAGAUAGCCAGAAUCAAUAUGGUGGCAGAUAAAAGCUAUAUUUUUCGAGUAAAGAAGAGGUCAGGUCUCAGUAGUCUAAUGGGCGUUUCAUGUAUCCUAGUUAGAGCUCUUAUUUGCCCAUUUCCUGCUGCACGAUGAACCGAACUGCUAGCUUAGGGUAGUAAACAUGAAGAGAUUGUUAUUUUCUGGGUUUUUCUUUUUUUCUUUCUGGUUUUAUGUCUGUGCAUGCUUUUAUCUUUCUUGUGGUGAUGCUUGUGAGCUUCAGGUGAUGACACAAUACUAUGUGACGUUAUAUCUGGUUUGAAAAGUCAAGUAUGAACUUUUCUUAAAAAAGACUUUUCUUUUUUUGCUAGGCGAAAAAAAGACAUGUUAUUGA